AUGGACGACGAGUACGCGCGCCUCGGCGUCUUCGACGACGCGCGCUGGCGCGUCGUCGACAACGCGACCUACGCGGUCGCGCCGACGUACCCGCCUCAAUUCGCCGUUCCCGCGGAGCUCGACGACGAGGCCCUCGAGGGCGAGAUCAAGCGCCGGUCGAAGCACCGCACGCCCGCGCUCACGUGGCGCCACCCGGUGUCCAAAACCCCGCUGUGCCGGUCCGCGCAGCCCCACGCGGAGCACCACAAGGACCGCGCGUUCCACGACCGCCACGCGCUCGCGGUGCUCGGCGCGAUCCGGCGCUGCGGCCUCGCGGGCGCGUCGCUCGCCGUCGUCGACGCGCGGCCCUACGCGAACGCGCUCGCGAACACGCUCAAGGGCGGCGGCUUCGAGGACGCGCACGACAUCCCGGGCGGCGGCACGGUCUACUUCGCGAACAUCCCCAACAUCCACGCCAUGCGCCAGUCGCUCGCGAAGCUGCGGCGGGCCUGCGAGAAGAACGACGGCGACUUCCUCGAGGAGGUCCACGGCAGCCGGUGGCUCGACAACUUGCGGCUCGUGCUCGCCGCGUCGACGUUCGUCGCGAAGCUCCUGCACGUGCGCAAGACGCCGACGCUCGUGCACUGCAGCGACGGCUGGGACCGCACGUCGCAGCUGUCGUCGCUCGCGCAGCUGCUGCUCGACCCCUACUACCGCACGGUCGCCGGUUUCGCGGCGCUCGUCGAGAAGGACUGGUGCGCGUUCGGCUACCAGUUCUCGAAGCGGCGCGACGCCGCGACGGACGACCACAGCCCCAUCUUCCUCCAGUGGCUCGACUGCGUCUGGCAGGCGCUCCGCCAGCACCCGACACGCUUCGAGUUCAACGAAAUGUUCCUGUUGGCGGUAAGGGACGCGGUCUACGCGCAGUGGCACUCGACGUUCCGCGGCGACUGCGACGCGCAGCGCGACGCCGACUUCGUGGACCUCUGGCCCGCGCUCGCGGCCUGCCCGGCGCUGCGCAGCGGCGCCUACGACGCCGGGGACGGGGCCCUGUUCCUCAAGGUCGACUACUCCGCGCAGGCCGUCAAACUCUGGGCGCGGUGCCACGUCGGCGACCACCCGCCCCCCGAGGAGGCCGCGCCCUAA
Messenger RNA from Aureococcus anophagefferens, 1125 nucleotides. RefSeq lists its product as hypothetical. Gene Ontology annotation, biological process: dephosphorylation. Gene Ontology annotation, molecular function: phosphatase activity. The record is from RefSeq and is a predicted model, not a curated record. The coding region runs from base 1 to 1125 and encodes 374 amino acids. Lineage: Eukaryota; Pelagophyceae; Pelagomonadales; Pelagomonadaceae. The transcript has 2 exons.